AUGCCCGUAACCCAGCGUGCCCAUGCGAUGCAGCUCCAGGCCGUGUUCCUGUUCCUCUUUAUGUUGCCCCUGGUGGUGGGGCAAUGCCAGGCUCUCGACUCCAGCCUCGGCAGUUCGGUUGAAGACAAGGCUUUGGUUCAAUUACGUGUAAAUCUGCCUGGCACCGAAGACUUCUUGGAUCCGGUCAAUGAAGCGUUUCUCCACCUCGAACUUUUGGCCACCAAGCAGAGCAUGCACAACAAUGGUUUCUGGAGUUGCAUAACGGGCACGGACGACAAGACCUGUCCCGGCAGGAAACCCACCAUGUGGUUCACGAUGCUGAGUGCCACUAUUCCCCAGAAGCUCCCCGCAAAGAGUGGUCCGCUUGGCCUGCUCGCCCUUACAAAUACCUGGUGGGCCAAUGUGCCUUCCCGGGGAAACAUGUACUGGCAUGAAGCUUCGACCUGCGGCAACGUCGGCCUGAAGAAUCCGAAGUUUGCCAGCCACCAGGCUUUCCGAGAGUCACUGCUCAGGAUUCUGAACGAAAGCGCAAGGGUGAAGCGAGAGUGCCCAGCCCCCGCUGGCAAAUGCCCGACGUGGUACAACUACAACUGCGGUAAUGAGUCCGGUGUGAAAGAGCAGGUGAUGCCGGCUCAGCGGGCUUGGGAAGAGCACAUGGAGUUUCGCGCAGUUGUCGGGCCCCUCACGAAAGGAUCUUCUGGCCUUCAGGAUGCCCUCAAGUGGCAGGAUGAUCAAAUGUGGGCAGGAAAGCAGGAGUUGCCAGUGGAGCCUUUCGUGGGCGCAUUUUAUGACUUCGAUGUCCAGCCAAGGGGGUUUGUCCCGCUAGACAAGCUUCCUAUUGGCGGCGAACACAAGCUCAGCCAGCAGCAUUUUUUGAACUUAUGCUGCACCAUGUUAAUGACCUCGAACUCGGACGUUGACCAAAAGACGUAUCCACUCUACUUCCACUGGUACACGAAGCUUCCAGCAGGUGCACCCAAGGCUACCUUCGACAUGGUUGGUACAGAGGCCGUUUGGAGCUGGCUGGCUAAGAGCAACAAGGACCUGCUACACUGCAGUCGCCUGAAGUGCCAGUCCGAAACCAAGACUCCGGACUCCUCGACGCAGUGCGAUGCCCCAUUGAAGGUUUCGAUCAAAGACGUGACCGGAGAAAUGGAGGCAAUUGCAGCCUGUGACGCGGACUUUGCGACCAAACAGCUCACGGACAUCUUGCAGACUAAGAAGUUGCUAGAGAAGGGUGAAGAGUGCACUCUGAACUGCGAUGGGUCGCAAGCGGACACCGAACCGUGCUGCUGCAGCUUCUAUCAGAGCGGCGCGAAGACGGCCAGCCCGGUGUUUCCCUCCAAGGUUUCCAAGCUCAACACCUCGGACCUUGAGACCGAGCUGCGUUUCGAGCUGCUCAGCGAGCAGGGUAUGGACAAGGACCUUGUGGCUGCCUCCAGACAGGCGGGCUUCUCAAGUGCCACCGAUCGACAAGCCUUCAAUGCGCAACUUCACGACAAGGGCAUAUUCAGUGCUUCGCAGCUGAGCUCCCUGAGGGAUCAGGACCUGAACCUUCCGAAUGACCGGAUGGUGAGAAAUCGGUUCCACGAAAUCCAGGCUGGGCAGGAAGCCCUCCGCCUCGGAGCAGGCGGCACAAGUUGGGCCGGCAAUGAAGAAAUGCGCAGGCAGCUUCAACAGCAAGUGGCACAAGACCUCGAAAGGACGCAGAACCUGCUCAAAUCAGCCAUGGCCGAUGCCCAAAAUGCAGUCAAUCAAGGCUCUCAGGAGUUGCAAAGCAAAGCGCAGGAGGAGCUGCGGAAAGCCAAGGCAGAAUUGGCGCAGGUCCAAACACGGGAACUUGAUCUGGACACCACGCAGGGCAGCAAUCGUCUCCAAUCGCUGAUGGCUUCAGGUGGUUUUGUGAACGGACGAAAGCUGCCGCUGACGGCGCUUGUUUCCUAUGCUGGCAUGAUGCGUGGCGUCAGGAUUGGUGGCGACGACGACGACAUAUCUCCAAAUGCGCACAGUCAGGUGGUGCAGUGGACACCAGAGGCGGCAGCGCUGAAGGACAACGAGCUCUACGCGGCGAUUGCUAUCCAUCCCGAAACCAAUGCCGAAGAGGUUAAUAUGGAGAUGGAAACGGCCCAGGAUUCUGUCACUGCCGACAAGCGCUUCUCAGCUCUUGGACGCAGUGCCUUUGAACAGAGAGGAUCCAAUUGGGGAUUGGGUGGUGCCCUCGGCAAAGCUGGGUUGGGAAUAUCCUUUGGUGGUGGCAGAACCACCUCGAACUCCAAUGGCAGAUCCAAACAGCAGGAAGACCAAGAGACAAAAAGGCAGAGCUCCCAGAGCCAGAGCUUGUACAAGACGCGUUACUACUUGGAACCACGGCUGCGCCUUCAGCUAAAGCCUGGCAUGCUGACCCAAACUGCUGAGUUUGGAAAGGCGAUCGCACAGUUGCAAGAGCAACUUUGCCAGGCAAAGAAUGAAGAUAACCCAGACAAAGACGAGAUCUGCCGAAAAACAAAAGCCCCACUUAUCAACAUCACCACACCCACUCCAAGCAUCCGUGGCCAGCGGGUGCUUCAAGUGGUCUUCCUGGUCAUGAACAUCUCGCAUUUUGAUCUGGUCGACCUUCAGCCCGAGCUGGGAGCAGCCGCGCAAUCCCGCGUGGAGAGCACCCUCCGCAGGCAUUGCAAGGUUGAGCGAAAUGCGGAAUUCGACAUCGACGUCCAGCUGUCCAAGCCCGAUCGUUCCAGAGGAGUGGACAUCUCUCAACAUCUCCUGGACCGUGCCGAUGUCACGCAGAUUCUUGCCACCAUGAAAUUUGCCAAUGAGUCCGCACUCAGCGAGGCUUCAGCAAAUCUGAAGUGGGCAGAGUCCCACGGAUUCCUGGAGAUGGAUUGCUUGAGAGCGGUGAAGUAUACACCUCACAUGGCAAGUGCUGUUGUGGAUGGCGACAUCAACAGCAUUAGUAUCGAUGUCCACAAUUGGCCUUUGGCGGUAGUGGAGACCACGAUCCCGAAAGUGCAGGACACCGAGGAGGAGGACCAGGAGGGUGAGGGUGCCCCCAUCGACGCCGUGGACGAGGAGGACACUUGGGACGAGGAGGACACUUGGGACGAGGAGGAUGAGGAGGGCGAGGGUGCCACAACCGCAGCCCCGGGCGAGCUUCAGGACGCCGCGGACGAGGAGGGCGAGGGUGCCACAACCGCAGCCCCGGGCGAGCUUCAGGACGCCGCGGACGAGGAGGGCGAGGGUGCCACAACCGCAGCCCCGGGCGAGCUUAAGGACGCCGGGGACGAGGAGGGCGAGGGUACCCACAACGAAUCCUCGGGCGAGCUUCAGCUUGCGAUGGCUGGCGAGCCUUUGCAGUGGGCGCCGCAGCCGCCUUCCACUUCGCAGCUUCCAGUUCUGCCGCCUACCACUCGGCCGCCUUCCGGUCCGGAGCCUUCCGGUCCGGAGACGGAGCCUUCCACUUCCAGUCCCGAGCCUUCCACUUCCAAUCCGGAGACUUCCACUCCGCAGCCUUCCGCUCCGCCGCCUUCCCGUCAAGAGCUGUUGGAGCUUUUGCAAGAUGAUAUCGACAGCUUACUCUUCACCUUUGGUACUCACAUUUGCCCACAAGUGGUGCUUGGAGGCUGGUGGAAGCUCGCCGCAAGCUACCAGAGUAUAACCAACCAGACAGGGGUCGACAAAAGCACCGUGUUGUCAGUUGCCAUAGAGAAGGCCUCAGCUUCAGCAUGGAACUUUCACGGCGGAGUCAGCGCAGCUGGAACCUCUUCAAGGGGCGCGGGUGGCCAGGGUGGCCAGGUUGGCCAGGAAGGAGGGGCGGGCAGUUCUGGAGGGGCGGGCGGCAGCACGGUCAACGUUCAGACCAGCGCCGUAGGCGGUGCCCUUGAGGGCGACAUGGGCGGCAACAAAGCCACAAAGGACACCGAGACGACAAGUUCUGGUGAGAAGCACGUCAACAAGGAGGCCUACAAGAACGCAAGCAUCGAGGUGACACAAGAAUGGCGCGGAGGGGCUUCAGGCACAUCCCCGGCGGAUUGGCGGAGGAGCUUGGACGAGACCUUCAACUCGAACUGGCGGGUCAUCGACCGGGAGAUCCGCUCUUGCAUCGGCGUUUGGACUUGGGUUGACGACGAGGAGCUGCGAUCUUUAAUAUGCGAACGUUGGCUUGGGCUCUAUCACGAAGACCUGGGACUUUCGGAAGUCACGGACGAGGUUCGCGACAAUGUCUGUCAUCGAGCUGACGGUUUCCAUCGGAUGCACCGAAGCCUGCAGAUGAUUGAGAAGCAAUCUUGCUCUGGGAAGGGUUGCCAGGCUACCGCCAAUUGCUCUCACGGCUACCAGCUGGUCGACUGCCAAGGACAGGGCUCCUCCAUCGGAGUGGCUUUUACGGCGACAUCUUGCACAGGCAAGGCCCAUCACAACAUCGGGGCUACGGUGGAGGCACUGUGCUUUCGCUCAAAUCACACGGUCUUUGUGAGGAAGAGGAAUCUUCCGUCCGAACCCCGAACGCAGCGUAUGCGUGACCCUGUGGAAUGUCCUCCUGGGCUUUCUGCUCGUCUAUGUACUCAGCAAUGUGGGUUUCCUGGUCAGCUACAGUCAGGGAACAGAUGCACUGAGACUCGGGACGAGGCUCGCAUCCAACCCAUCGACGGCCAUUGCCCGUCAAUGUGUGAGAGCGACGAAUGUCCAGCCGUGACCCUUUCCGCUCUUUGCUACCCGGAGAACGUCCAGACCCGCGGAUUCAACAUGCCCAAUAUCUAA
Messenger RNA from Symbiodinium natans, 4755 nucleotides. Lineage: Eukaryota; Dinophyceae; Suessiales; Symbiodiniaceae. The record is from the annotation of a GenBank genome assembly.